Homarus americanus (American lobster) is the source of this 2481-nucleotide messenger RNA. RefSeq names its product glucosamine-6-phosphate isomerase-like (gene Oscillin). Gene Ontology annotation, biological process: N-acetylglucosamine catabolic process; D-glucosamine catabolic process; carbohydrate metabolic process. The record is from RefSeq and is a predicted model, not a curated record. The transcript has 8 exons. Gene Ontology annotation, cellular component: cytoplasm. Lineage: Eukaryota; Metazoa; Arthropoda; Malacostraca; Decapoda; Nephropidae. Gene Ontology annotation, molecular function: identical protein binding; glucosamine-6-phosphate deaminase activity. The coding region runs from base 10 to 1008 and encodes 332 amino acids.
UGUGUGUGUAUGUGUGAGUGUGUGUGUGUGUGUGUGCGUUUGUUUGUGUUGGCCAGACAGCUGCCGGCCAGGUUCACGCAUAGACGCAUUUGUGUUCGUGAGCUGCUGUCUGCUAGUGCCUCCCUCUCUUACUGCUGCCACAUCAUCACCACAUCCAAGAUGCGUCUAGUGAUUCUGGAGGAUAGUGAGAGGGUGGCAGAAUGGGCAGCCAGGUAUGUCAUUAAGAGGAUCAAUGAUUUCCAGCCUGGCCCAGAUAAGUACUUCGUCCUGGGCCUGCCUACAGGUAGCACUCCCGAGGGCACGUAUAAGAAGCUAGUGCAGUAUCACAUGGCUGGCAAAAUCUCCUUCAAAUAUGUGAAGACCUUUAACAUGGACGAAUAUGUUGGUAUUCCUCGGGAUCAUGUCCAGAGCUACCACACAUUUAUGUGGGAGAGCCUUUUCAAGCACAUUGACAUCAACCCAGUCAAUGUCCACAUCCUGAAUGGCAAUGCAGAAGACUUGGAGCAGGAAUGUCUGAGUUAUGAGAAGAAGAUUGUUGAAGCUGGAGGCAUUGAGCUUUUUAUUGGAGGAAUUGGCCCUGAUGGUCACAUUGCCUUCAAUGAACCCGGCUCUAGUCUGGUGUCCCGUACCCGUGUUAAGACACUCAACCAGGAAACCAUUACUGCCAACGCUCGCUUUUUUAAUAAUGACAUAUCUCAAGUACCUAAGCAGGCUCUGACAGUGGGUGUUGGCACUGUCAUGGAGGCCAGAGAGGUAAUGGUGUUGAUCACUGGGUCACACAAAGCUUAUGCUCUCCACAUGGCCAUUGAGGAGGGCGUGAACCACAUGUGGACCGUAUCAGCCUUCCAGCAACACAAACGCACCAUCAUGCUGUGUGACGAAGAUGCCACACUAGAGCUCAAGGUCAAGACCGUCAAGUACUUCAGGAGUUGUAUCCCAACCCCUCCUUGUGAUGAGUUUGCUGAGACAGAGUUUGGUCCUGAUGGUGGAGUACCAGUAGUUUUGUGAAGGACUUGUGGACUGUGCAUUGCAAGCUCAUUGAUGAUCCAAUGAUGGUAACGUUUACAUAAUUUGGUGAUGACGACACAGGGUUUACAGCUUCAUCGUUAUCCAUGACCAGUAAUUAAGAAAUCUAAACAUCUUAUACCAUGAAUGCAGUUUUAUAUUUUGUCUGAUGAAUAGAUCUUUGCAAUGAGCAUAUGUAAAUUAGAAUUAGCCUUUGAUUAGAAUUAAGUGGGUUCGUGGUUUGAUGAAAUGCCUUUAGGUAAAGUGACAUAUCAUUGAAGUGUGUAUUGUCUGAUUCCAUUUGGUGAUUUAUAAAACUAUGCCUUGUGUGUGCAGUUGAAGUAGGACUAUUUAAAAGUUCAUUAAAAGAGUAUUUUUGUAUUGUUAGUGGCGGUCAUCUACACGUGUUUGAUGGUGUAUCUGCCUACCAGCGUAAGUUUUGAUUUAUUGCUAUGGUAUUCAAGGAACUGGUAUCUCCUAUUGUAUGAUAUAUACCAGAAGUGAAUCUGAAGUGAAUCAAACUACUUUGCUUAUCACUUAUUGUUGAUUAUUCUGAGAGUUUGCAAUGAUCACAACCUAUUGAAUUUCUCAUGAGUUUGAUACCUUUUGGAGGUAUAUCACAGCUUAAGCAACAGUGAGUAACCCUGUUUUAAAAAUACUCUAGUUCCAAGGAUCAUUUUGUAGUUUACUCUUUUUUGAUGUGUACAUAACAAUUAAAAGGGUUUAGUUUGCCUAGUGUAUUUUGUAUUAUCAAGUUUUACUGUAUAUCUGUGUCCAAAGAUGUGACAUGUUAAAAGAGAAGAGAAUACAUCAGGGAUUAUGUUUUUUAUGGACAACUAAAGAAAUGUUUGAUAAGCUGAUCUCCAAGAGUUACUGGCACAUUGGGGCGUCUGUGUUCCUUAGAGUAAAUCAGGUGGUUGUUCCCCACUAACUCACUUGCACAAGUUUAAGUUAUGAAGGUUAUGGUUCCCUUUGCUUAGUAAGUAGAAUUUUGAACAGUGCAAUCUUGGUUCAUGUGAGAGGCUUCUGUUAGAAGGAUAGAACUUAUUACAUGAUUGUAGAUUUAAAAGAAAAUUAGUUACAAUACAGUAUAAAAAUUUAAGAUAAGAUUUUUAAUCACUUUAUACAUAAUACGCAUGACAGAAAAUUCUUAAAUUUUAAUAUAAUUUAGACCUUCAGUUAAAUACUAAGAAUUAAAUUAUAGUAUUUAGUUAAAAUAAUUUCUCUUAAGAAAACAAGUUUUGGAAGAUGCAAUUUUGUUGGAUUGACUGAUGUGUUUACAGUAAGUACUUAAUGGAAAUGUUGUAAACAAGUGAUUGUAUUGUGGUUGUAUAAGAAGUUGAAGCAAUAUGUCCAUGUGUUUUAGUGUGUAAGGUCUAUUGUUCCUUAAAGAAUUUUAUUCUUAUAUUUGGUUACUAUACUACAGUACAGUACUUGUGACUGAGCCAUAAUUCUAGAUAAAGCUUUUUAAACAAC